Paraphaeosphaeria sporulosa is the source of this 555-nucleotide messenger RNA. RefSeq lists its product as uncharacterized. The coding region runs from base 1 to 555 and encodes 184 amino acids. The record is from RefSeq and is a predicted model, not a curated record. The transcript has 2 exons. NCBI's taxonomy places the organism in Eukaryota, Fungi, Ascomycota, Dothideomycetes, Pleosporales, Didymosphaeriaceae.
AUGUUCUUCAACCUCUGCCUCUUUCUCUUCACGGCGCAAGUCGCCCUGGUGGCUGCCUUGGGCAAACUCACUGUAGCAAACCGCUGCAGCCGAGACAUGUACGUGUGGAGUGUGGACGGUCAGGGCAGUAGCAGAGCCAUCAAAAUCAACGCUCGCAGCAGGUACACCGAGCCGAUAAGGACGUCCUGCAACGGCUGCGGCGUCACCCUCAAAGUCAGCCGGACACUUCAACUCAUCGGUGGGCACCACUCGCAGUUUGAAUACGCGAUCUCAAACAACGUCAUGUACUACGACAUCUCUUUCGUUGACUGCGCGAAGGGCCAGGACGCAAGCAACUGCCCGGGGCAUGUUGCUGGGCUGGAAAUCUACUCGCCGAAUGAGAGGAAGUGCGAUAGAGUUACUUGUUCGGGGAACUCGUAUUGUCCGACCAAGGCGUACUAUGUUGAUCAGCCGAACCAGAAACUGGGCAUUCCGGAGCCGGUGUAUGGCUGUGGGGAUGCGGGGACGGGGGCUGAUUUGGUGUUUGUGCUGUGCCAGAAUCAGCGAAGUGUAUAA